Molecule: messenger RNA, 1236 nt
Organism: Guillardia theta CCMP2712
Lineage: Eukaryota; Cryptophyceae; Pyrenomonadales; Geminigeraceae
Exons: 1
Coding region: 1-1236 (411 amino acids)
Source: RefSeq, a predicted model, not a curated record
AUGAACUCGGUGUGGGCGGUGGUGGUGGUGGUGGGGGCGAUGGCGAUGGUGGUGCUGGUGGUGCAGCGAUUCGGCCUGGUGCAAUGCCGGAGGAAGAGGCUGGGGAACAAGAGCGAAGCUCCAGGGAUCCGCGUAGAGAAAGAGACGCAAGAGGAGUGGAGUAGCUUAUCCGAGGAGGGCAUGUCGGGUGUCGAGAAGGAGAAGGAGAAGGAGGAGAAGACAGACAUGGAGGUAGACGAAGGGGCUUCUGAAUCCUCGCUGGUAGAACGACAGGAGCAGAGAUUCACCAGGUUCCUUCCAGAGCGAACAAGAGAAGCCAAGUUGGAGGAUGAGUUGACGUUGGCUGGAGUUGAGUUCUGUGACGACAGCGUGGAUCGAGGCAACGGGGCUCCGAAUGGGAUCCAUGAAGAUGAAGAUGACGUGGACGCCAACAUGGUGGAGGAGGCAGACAAGGAUGUUGACAUGCCCGAAGCUUUUCAUUUGCCUCUGCAGCUCCGCGGCUUUGGCAGCGACGUUGUGGUUUACCCCGGCUCUAUCACUCACCUUCGGCCGCAAGGAUUGAGGCAGCACUCCAAGAAGGAGGACCCGCGGCAUGACAGGGAGAGGCAGAGAGGGAGGUCUAGACGGAAGCAUCGCCCCUCAUCCACUUCACAAGAGACGGAGACUGUCCCACCAGACACGAGCCAACACCAGCUCUCGUACCUCUCGCGCGAGGAGGAGGAGGAGUUCAUGCAGUGGAAGCGAGAGAGGGGCAGCAGCGCUCGUCCCUCCAGUCCUACGCGAGCAAUCCCUUCCUUCAACGCGCAUGUGUUCAACAAGUUCAUGCGGCACCAGCUCGACAAGGGAAGGACCAGGGGGACAAUCUCACGCACUGAGGCUCGAACGCCUCGCGAGCAAGCGGCAGCGAAAGAAAAGCAGGGUCCAGCUGAAACUCGCCAGGAGGAGCAGAAGGUGCACAUGUCCAGCAGCGUCAACACAGCAUCGGACGUUGUGCCUGCCGUGCUGGUGAUCGACAUGAAGAAGAAGCUGCGAGGCCUCGCGGCUCCUCCUACCCGGAGAUCCGCCAACGCCUCUCCUUCCCGCCUGUCUCACGCGGACGAGACUUGCAGCCCAAAGUUUCUGGCUGUGGUGGACGACUGCCUGCGCAUGAAGGCGAAGAAGAGCUUCUCCAGGGCAGAGGCCCUACGUCUGCGAGGAGACUCGCUAGCGGAAAUUUCUUUGAGCUUCAGGGACUAA